This is a messenger RNA of Priceomyces carsonii, 1191 nucleotides long. RefSeq lists its product as uncharacterized. Gene Ontology annotation, cellular component: fungal-type vacuole membrane. The record is from RefSeq and is a predicted model, not a curated record. Lineage: Eukaryota; Fungi; Ascomycota; Pichiomycetes; Serinales; Debaryomycetaceae. The coding region runs from base 1 to 1191 and encodes 396 amino acids. The transcript has a single exon.
AUGGAGUCAGAAGGCGGAUUAAGGACUAGCAUUCAAUUGUACUUUUCGAGUCUUUUUCGACUGGCUAACAAAUUUUCAGCCAAACAAAAGUGGGCUUUAGGUCUUGUUAAUUUAGCAUCUGUGGUUAUCUUUUGGGUCGCGUCAAGCUUUUUAGUUAACAUACUAGCUAGUGGAGACUUGUAUAGGAAACCUUUUUUGAUUACCUACAUAAAUACAGGCUGUUUCUCGUUUUACUUUUUGGGGUAUCUUAGAAAUGAAAAUAUAAGCUUAAACCAGUUUAUCAAAAGCGUGAAAGAAGAUUAUAAAAGAGUUGAACUUCGUACGACGAAUGAUCAAGAAGCGAGGGUAGAGUACGGAUCAAAUGAUGACUUAGCAGGCUUCAAUGAUGGCUUUAGAAUCAUAGGAUCAAGGGACGAGCAGAUUGGACCAUUUGAGACCAUCAAGCUUUCGAUGCAAUUUACAACAUUAUGGUUUCUCGCUAAUCUAGUGACUAACGCGUCACUUGCAUACACAUCGGUAGCUUCACAGACAAUUCUUUCCUCCACGUCGUCGUUCUUCACCUUACUUAUUGGUUAUCUUUAUUCUGUGGAAAAAAUUAAUAAAAACAAAAUUUUUGGCAUUUUAUUGAGUUUUGCUGGAGUACUUCUCGUCACGGAUAUGGACUGGAGUACCCCAAGUGAUGGCUCCAGUGACCCUAAUUUCAUGGCACUCGUUGGUAACACUUUGGCAUUAUUGGGGGCCAUCAUCUAUGGAACAUAUACUAUUCUUUUGAAAUUGAAAACAAAAGGAAAAUAUUCGGUAAAAGAAAGAACUUUAAACACUCAUUUAUUCUUUGGCUUUGUGGGUAUUUACAGCUUGAUAUUUUUAUGGCCAUUCUUAAUUGUUUUGCAUGUAACAAAAUAUGAGACAUUUGAAUUACCUCCAAAUUCAAAAGUCUCUAUUAUCAUAAUUUCGAAUGCAGUUUUAACCUUCAUUAGUGACUUUUGCUGGUGUAAUGCCGUUUUGCUUACUAGUCCACUUACGGUUACAGUUGGUUUGUCUUUGACGAUCCCUCUAGCCAUGAUAGGUGACUGGGUAUUGCAGGGCUUUGCGAUCAAUUUGCUAUAUUUAUUCGGUGCAAUUAUUGUUACAAUCGGAUUUUUGAUUAUAAAUAGAGAUGAAAGGAGUGAUUUCACCACUGAAGCUAUUUAA